Messenger RNA from Microdochium trichocladiopsis, 408 nucleotides. RefSeq lists its product as uncharacterized. Bases 1 to 408 code for a protein of 135 amino acids. The record is from RefSeq and is a predicted model, not a curated record. The transcript is spliced from 3 exons. Lineage: Eukaryota; Fungi; Ascomycota; Sordariomycetes; Xylariales; Microdochiaceae.
AUGCAACUCAGCACUCUUCUCAGUCUUUCCAUUUUCGCAGCCUUCGGUGCUGCAGAGACAAUAGCUCUCAAAGGCGCACCAGUGCUCGCAGGCCGCGGUCCUGGCACAGUGGUUGUUGGCGGAGGAGGUCACACACAGAUUCAUCACAAGCGCGCCGACGAGGAAGUGACGCAGGGAGUAGGCGAGCCGGUCUCGUACACCAUGGUCGAGGGCACCAUCACAACCGAGGGGGUCACCAUUGUCGUCAGCACGCCCAGCAUUGCCGGGUACACGCCCAGCCCGACCAACAAGGGCGGGAGCAGCACCGUCUCGACCACGGCGAGUCCCGGCGGGGCGGCCGGGGCGAUGGCCUCGCCGUUUGUGGGAGGUGUCGCUGUUGCGGUUGGUGUUGCUGCUGCUCUGCUGUAA